GCGGCAUGAGGGCCGGCGGCCCGGGGGGCUGAGGCGCCCGCCGCCUGCCGCGGGGCCGUGCGCGUCCUCCAUGGAGGCCGGAGAGGAGCCACUGCUGCUGGCCGAACUCAAGCCCGGGCGCCCCCAUCAGUUUGAUUGGAAGUCAAGCUGUGAAACGUGGAGCGUUGCCUUCUCUCCGGAUGGUUCCUGGUUCGCCUGGUCUCAAGGACACUGCAUUGUCAAGCUGAUCCCCUGGCCGCUGGAGGAGCAGUUCAUCCCUAAAGGGUUCGAAGCCAAAAGCCGAAGCAGCAAAAAUGAUACAAAAGGGCGAGGCAGCCCAAAAGAGAAGACGCUGGACUGCGGGCAGAUUGUCUGGGGCUUGGCCUUCAGCCCGUGGCCUUCUCCACCCAGCAGGAAGCUCUGGGCACGCCACCAUCCCCAGGUGCCAGACGUCUCUUGCCUGAUCCUUGCUACGGGGCUCAACGACGGGCAGAUCAAGAUUUGGGAGGUACAGACAGGGCUCCUGCUUUUGAAUCUGUCUGGCCACCAAGACGUCGUGAGAGAUCUGAGCUUCACACCCAGUGGCAGUUUGAUUUUGGUUUCUGCAUCCCGAGAUAAGACUCUUCGUAUCUGGGACCUGAAUAAACAUGGUAAACAGAUUCAGGUGUUAUCGGGCCACCUGCAGUGGGUUUACUGCUGCUCCAUCUCGCCAGACUGCAGCAUGCUGUGUUCUGCAGCUGGGGAGAAGUCGGUCUUCCUGUGGAGCAUGCGGUCCUACACAUUAAUCCGGAAGCUGGAGGGCCACCAAAGCAGCGUGGUCUCUUGUGACUUCUCCCCCGACUCUGCCUUGCUCGUCACGGCUUCUUACGAUACCAAUGUGAUCAUGUGGGACCCCUACACUGGCGAGCGGCUGCGGUCACUCCACCACACCCAGCUCAGCCCCCCCAUGGAUGACAGCGAUGUCCACAUCAGCUCCCUGAGGUCUGUGUGCUUCUCCCCCGAAGGCUUGUACCUCGCCACAGUAGCGGAUGACAGGCUCCUCAGGAUCUGGGCCUUGGAACUGAAAACUCCAAUUGCGUUUGCUCCUAUGACCAAUGGUCUCUGCUGCACAUUUUUUCCACAUGGUGGAGUUAUUGCCACGGGGACAAGGGAUGGCCACGUCCAGUUCUGGACGGCUCCUCGGGUCCUGUCAUCACUGAAGCACUUAUGCCGGAAAGCCCUGCGAAGUUUCCUAACAACGUACCAAGUGCUAGCGCUGCCGAUCCCUAAGAAAAUGAAAGAGUUCCUCACGUAUAGGACUUUUUAAGCCAGUCUCCAUAGUCUUACCUGUUUCCUCUGUAGCACGAUAAAUCUUCCUGACAAGUAGCUGGAGCAAUGGGCCAAACAUCUGGUCUUGGAUUGAAAUAGAAUCUCUCUUUGGAAUUGUGAACAGAAUGUAGCAAAACCGGAUUCCAGUGGCCUCGCCACGAGUCUCUUCCCCAUGACGUGUGAGGGUCAGUCGUAGAAGAGGGAUUCCGCUUCCGCAGUGACGGAGCCUGACCUUAACCUUCAGUUCACUUACGCACAGCAGUGCUGGACCCUCUCUGGUCAUUUUGAUUCCAAGAAGUUUCCACUCCCUCGACUGGAGUGUGGCUUCUGCUGAGUGUCCGUCGUUGAUGCAGAUGCAGAGGAGGUGUCGGUGAAAGUUCUCUCCUGCUGGUCAGAGCCGCUUUGAUGUGGGCAAGGGCUUUCCUUCCUCUGACCCACAGGAGUUUUCACAGAGCCGUCUAGUGUGAGAUAUUACUUAGCUUAACUGAAGUCCAGGUGACUCAGAGGCCGUGCUCCUGAUACAGACACUAGACUUGUUUUUUUUUUUUUUUUUUUUAAAGAAACGAUGAUGUGCAUGUGCCGGAGGCCAGAUUUGUGUGUCAUGUUACACGGGACGUAUUCCUCCACUGCAUGACUGUAUCAGUGGCUACUGAGUUAUCUGUCAGUUGUUUGCCAGUUAGCAUAUUUAUUUGUAUUUUCUCAACAGAUAUUGAGGUACAACUGUGUUUUUCUCAAUGGUAUCUAAAAACCAUAGUACUUAAUUCCAACAGUUGUGAAGAUGUCUCUUAAUUGUGUGAAGAAUUGGUGUCGUCGUCAUUUCAGCUGAUUUUCUUCUGUACAAGAUCUGACUUGACUGCUUCACCUCAUUGGACUCAUCAGCCAGUCUCAACUCUGCCCCUAAACACAACUAGCUCCUUAAAAGUACUGUUCUUCGUGGCGUAUAGUUAUCUAAUCAAGACACCUCAUUCAAACAAAAUCUGCCUUUGGAAAAUUUAAUAUAUUUUAAAUUAUUUUAAAAGAAA
Mesoplodon densirostris (Blainville's beaked whale) is the source of this 2309-nucleotide messenger RNA. RefSeq names its product WD repeat and SOCS box containing 2 (gene WSB2). Gene Ontology annotation, molecular function: protein binding. The transcript is spliced from 9 exons. The record is from RefSeq and is a predicted model, not a curated record. Bases 71 to 1285 code for a protein of 404 amino acids. Gene Ontology annotation, biological process: intracellular signal transduction. Lineage: Eukaryota; Metazoa; Chordata; Mammalia; Artiodactyla; Ziphiidae.